Molecule: messenger RNA, 1728 nt
Organism: Striga hermonthica
Lineage: Eukaryota; Viridiplantae; Streptophyta; Magnoliopsida; Lamiales; Orobanchaceae
Source: the annotation of a GenBank genome assembly
AUGGAGCCGCCGGCGACAGUUGGUGGAGGCGGCGGUGGAGGAGAAGGAGUGAGGCGCCAGCAGCCGCAACAACAACAACAACAACAACAACAGGGUGUAGGGAAUAUGUUGACGGGGAUAAUUAGGGUGGCAGUGUUGUGGUAUUUCGCGUCCAAAUUCUUUGGACCCAAGCGGCCGCCUAGUGCUCAGUCCUCUCACCAGAUCUCCAAUCUGUUUCACAAGGGGGAACCUCUGGAUAUGUGGUUAUAUCUUUCUGAGCAAGAGAAAUUUAAUGACUUCAGCAGUGAGGGGGCCCUUGUCUGGCAGGAGACAAAUAUACCUUUCGCUGUUUGGACAGCAGACAGUACAAGAACUCUAUCCGUGAAGUAUUAUCCUUCUGAGGCUUUAAAGCACAAUGGGAGUCUUUAUGCUCAUGUUUUCUUUGCUAGGUCUGGCUAUCCGCCAGACCCGAAGGACCCUGAGUACCAACCUUUGGCUGCUUUUGGGAGGACCCACCCUUUGGUGACAUAUUUGCCCAAAAAGGCUGACAAGAAGAAGAGUCUUUUAGGGAACUCCAAGGAUGCUGGAGUAGAUGAAAAGGCUACAGAUGUAUCUAAUGCUCAUAUGAGAAAUGUUUUCUUUCGCAGAUACACUCAGAAUGCAGUUCCGCCAAAUAUUGCUCCUUACUUGAACAUUGAGUAUAGUACAGGAAACUACUAUCCCACCAUAUUCUGCAAUGACUUUUGGUUGCUUCGGGAUAAGUUGAUACAAAUCAAUGAGACGGUGAAUGAAUUGCCUCUGAAUCUUGAGGUUGGUCCCAUUAGCAUGACAAAAUGGCAGCUAUACCUACAGAUUGACCAGUCAUUCCAGAUUCAUAGGAAUUAUGGGAGCAUGCUUGAAGGUGAAGCUGAUGAACUUAAGAGAGUCUUUCUGGAGGGGAACCCUUACCUUUUGGUAGUUACCAUGGUCGUUUCGCUACUUCACUCCUUGUUCGACUUCUUGGCUUUUAAGAACGAUAUUCAGUUCUGGAAUAAAAACAAGUCCAUGGAGGGAUUAUCCGCAAAAUCUGUUGUCGUGAAUUUCUUUUCUCAGCUAAUAGUCUUCCUUUAUCUCCUCGACAAUGAAACUUCGUGGAUGAUACUUGCAAGUUCUGGUAUUGGCUGCUGUAUCGAGUUCUGGAAAAUAGGAAAAGCCAUGCAUAUUGAGAUUGACAGAUCAGGUGUUAUACCAAGGCUGAGGUUCCGUGACCGUGAGUCAUAUGCUCGUAACAAGACUAAAGAAUAUGAUGAUAUUGCAAUGAAAUACUUGACAUACGUUCUCUUGUUUCUCGCUGUAUGUUUCUCUAUUUAUUCUCUGAAGUACGAACGACACAAGAGUUGGUACUCUUGGAUUCUCUCAUCCCUUACGAGCUGCGUCUACAUGUUUGGUUUUAUUAUGAUGUGCCCUCAGCUGUUUAUUAAUUAUAAGCUAAAGUCUGUCGCCCAUAUGCCAUGGAGACAGAUGACAUACAAAUUCUUGAACACGAUCAUCGAUGAUCUCUUUGCGUUUGUUAUUAAGAUGCCGAUCCUUCAUCGACUUUCCGUCUUCCGUGAUGAUGUUAUAUUCUUGAUAUACCUUUAUCAAAGAUGGGUGUACCCGGUGGACAAGAAACGAGUAAAUGAAUUUGGUUUCGGUGGGGAGGAUGAACAAGCAGCCACGACCAGUACUCGGGCAAUAGAGCAGAGCGAAGAAGAGAAGAAAACUAAAUGA